This is a messenger RNA of Miscanthus lutarioriparius, 642 nucleotides long. The record is from the annotation of a GenBank genome assembly. Lineage: Eukaryota; Viridiplantae; Streptophyta; Magnoliopsida; Poales; Poaceae.
AUGGUUAGCGCAUUGCUUCUGGUGUUUAUCGUUGCCCUCGCCGCCGGUCAUGGCGCCGCCUUCGACCCCAACCCUCUCCAAGACUUCUGCGUCGCCGACUCUACAUCCAAAGUGCGCGUGAACGGGGUCCCGUGCAAGGACCCGGCGACUGUGACCCCGGACGACUUCUUCUUCGCCGGAGUCGACCACCCGGGCGGCACGGCGAGCCGUCGGUACGGUUUCACAGCGCUGCCCGUGCAGAUCCCGGGUCUGAACACGCUGGGGGCGUCGCACGCGCGCGUCGACGUCGCGCCGGGGGCCGUGUUCCCGCCGCACUACCACCCGCGGGCGUCGGAGACGGCCGUGGUGCUGGACGGCACCGUCUACUUCGGCUUCGUCACGUCCUACCCGGACAACAAGCUCUACGCCAAGGUGCUGCGCAGGGGCGACGUCUUCGCCGUGCCGCAGGGCCUCGUCCACUUCCUCUACAACAACGGCACCGCGCCGGCCGCGCUGUACGCCACGCUCAGCAGCCAGAACCCCGGCCUGGUGCUGCUCGGCGACGCGCUCUUUGGCUCUGGCCUCGCUGACGACCUCCUAGCCAAGACGUUCCUCACCGACCGGGAGACGGUCGACAAGAUAGGACUCAAGUUCCGGUCGUAG